GAUCAAACAGAACAGUUCUUUAGAAGUGGACAUACAAAUAACUGGGCAGUUUUGGUGUGUACAUCUCGAUUCUGGUUUAAUUAUCGUCAUGUGGCAAAUACUCUUUCAGUAUACAGAAGUGUCAGUGGAGAUGUUAGCAACCCUAACUGUACUAAAAUGGAAGACUUCCACAUCUGCAACUACGCUGAGAAAUGGCUGAAAUGUUUUUGUCUUAUUUUCCAUAGUCACAUUGUCCUCAUGCUAGCAGAUGAUAUGGCAUGUAAUCCCAGAAAUCCCAAACCAGCUACUGUGUUCAGUCAUAAAAACAUGGAACUAAAUGUCUAUGGAGAUGAUGUGGAAGUGGAUUACAGAAGCUAUGAGGUUACUGUUGAAAAUUUCUUGCGUGUAUUAACAGGAAGAAUCCCGCCAAGUACACCACGAUCUAAACGUCUCCUUUCUGAUGACAGAAGCAAUAUUCUAAUAUAUAUGACAGGUCAUGGUGGAAAUGGUUUCCUAAAAUUUCAAGAUUCUGAAGAAAUCACAAAUGUAGAACUCGCUGAUGCCUUUGAACAGAUGUGGCAGAAAAGAAGGUACAAUGAAUUGUUGUUUAUUAUUGAUACUUGUCAAGGAGCAUCCAUGUAUGAACGAUUUUAUUCACCUAAUAUAAUGGCCUUGGCUAGCAGCCAAGUUGGAGAAGAUUCUUUAUCACAUCAGCCUGAUCUUGGGAUUGGCGUUCAUCUUAUGGACAGAUACACAUUCUAUGUACUAGAGUUCUUGGAAGAAAUUCAUCCAGCCAGUCAGACAAAUAUGAAUGACCUAUUUCAGGUCUGUCCAAAAAGUUUGUGUGUUUCCACUCCUGGGCACCGAACUGAUCUCUUUCAGCGAGACCCGCAAAAUGUUCUCAUAACAGACUUCUUUGGCAGUGUGAGAAAGGUGGAAAUUACGACAGAGAGAAUUUCUUUGGAUGGUGACUUAGCUGGUUUUGAAAGCAA
Messenger RNA from Pelecanus crispus (Dalmatian pelican), 971 nucleotides. The record is from RefSeq and is a predicted model, not a curated record. NCBI's taxonomy places the organism in Eukaryota, Metazoa, Chordata, Aves, Pelecaniformes, Pelecanidae.